This is a messenger RNA of Odocoileus virginianus texanus, 1619 nucleotides long. NCBI's taxonomy places the organism in Eukaryota, Metazoa, Chordata, Mammalia, Artiodactyla, Cervidae. The record is from RefSeq and is a predicted model, not a curated record.
CUUGUGACUGUCGCACGUGCUGGGGCCGGAAGCAGCCGUCCCAGCGAUGGCGUCGUUACUCUGGGGAGGCGACGCGGGGGCCGCGGAGAGCGAGCGGCUGAACGGCCACUUUUCAAACCUCAUCCACUCCCAGAACCUUCUGGGUAUCAAGAGUGCUACCAUCCCAAACAUAGAUGGUUCUGUUGAUAGGAUCGAAGAAGAUGAUGAAGAUGAUGUAGGCUCCCGAUGCAUCAUAGCCUUCAAGUAUUUGAUGUCUUUUUUUGACAGCAAGGAAGAGUUACUAAAAGGGAUCUAUGCGAUGGGAUUUAAUAGACCAUCCAAAAUUCAAGAGAUGGCUCUCCCCAUGAUGCUGGCACAUCCACCCCAGAACCUCAUAGCCCAGAGCCAGUCUGGAACAGGAAAGACAGCUGCUUUUGUCUUGGCAAUGCUCAGCAGAGUUAAUGCCUUGAAAUUGUUUCCACAGUGCCUCUGCUUGGCUCCUACUUAUGAACUGGCUCUGCAAACUGGCCGUGUGGUCGAACGGAUGGGGAAAUUCUGUGUGGAUGUUCAAGUGAUGUAUGCCAUUCGAGGGAAUCGAAUUCCCAGAGACACGGACGUCACCAAACAGAUUGUAAUUGGCACUCCUGGGACUGUCCUGGAUUGGUGUUUCAAGCGAAAAUUAAUUGAUUUGACUAAGAUUCGUGUGUUUGUGCUGGAUGAAGCCGAUGUGAUGAUCGACACGCAGGGAUUCGCAGACCAAAGCAUUCGUAUUCAAAGAGCUUUACCCAACGAGUGCCAGAUGCUCUUAUUUUCAGCGACCUUUGAAGACUCUGUGUGGCAGUUUGCCGAGCGGAUCAUUCCUGACCCCAAUGUUAUCAAGUUACGAAAAGAGGAGCUGACCCUGAACAAUAUCCAACAGUACUACGUGUUGUGUGGGAACAGGAAAGACAAGUACCAGGCUCUCUGCAACAUUUACGGCGGCAUCACCAUAGGCCAGGCCAUCAUUUUCUGCCAGACUCGUCGAAAUGCCAAAUGGUUGACUGUGGAGAUGAUGCAAGAUGGCCACCAGGUGUCUCUGCUGAGCGGAGAGCUAACUGUGGAUCAGCGAGCUUCCAUCAUCCAGAGGUUUCGGGACGGGAAGGAGAAAGUCCUUAUAACCACCAACGUCUGCGCUCGAGGGAUUGAUGUGAAGCAGAUCACGAUCGUCGUGAACUUUGACCUCCCUGUGAACCAAGCAGAGGAGCCGGACUAUGAGACCUACCUCCACCGCAUUGGGCGCACGGGCCGCUUUGGGAAAAAAGGCCUUGCCUUCAACAUGAUCGAGGUGGAUAAGCUGCCUCUACUGAUGAAGAUCCAGGACCACUUCAACAGCAGUAUUAAGCAACUCGACCCUGAAGACAUGGAUGAAAUUGAAAAGAUCGAAUAUUGAAGAAAUAACUUUAUCAUUUAGCUGUAUUUUGGUUUAUGUGAGACUGUAGGUUUUGAAGGUAAUUUUUUAUGUUGAGCCUUUUUCAACAUGAAGCUGUUACAUAUGGCAAAAUAAAUGUCAUGGUAGCCUUGGUUUUAAGACCUGAGGUUUUUUUGAACCAAAUUGAUGUGAAGCAGUUGAUUCUUUUGAAUAAAAAAGUGAAAAAAAAAAA